Molecule: messenger RNA, 2079 nt
Organism: Ricinus communis (castor bean)
Lineage: Eukaryota; Viridiplantae; Streptophyta; Magnoliopsida; Malpighiales; Euphorbiaceae
Product: sugar transporter ERD6-like 6
Exons: 18
Coding region: 446-1909 (487 amino acids)
Biological process (GO): carbohydrate transport; transmembrane transport
Cellular component (GO): membrane
Molecular function (GO): sugar transmembrane transporter activity
Source: RefSeq, a predicted model, not a curated record
UAACUGGAAAAGAAGCCAGGCAGUGGAACAAUCAGAAGCAUAGAGUUUAGAUUUAUCCAAUCCAAUGCCAAUAUCCUAAACGCCCGCGCGCGAGUACAAGCCACAAAACAAGCUUAGAAACGGAGAGACUGUUGUAUUGAAGUGAUGGCGUCACAAUUUUUCCAAAUUUACAGCUUGGCACUCGAAACCGAACAAACCAAAAUAAUAUCUAUCAUCGUUUGCUUCCUGUCCUCCAGAUCAGAAAAAAGAAAACUACUUGCUAAUAUCCUAGCUACCCUUGUCUGCUUUUCUCACCGGUCUUUCUCACAUCUUUCUUAUACAAUUAUUAUCUUAUAUCUGUGCCUUUUUCACUCUCUUUUGGACAUUUAUCAAACACUCAGAUAGCGUUUUUAGUUAAGUAUACGAUAAAAGAGAAAAAAAAAGAAGGAGGAAACGAUCAGGGAAGAUGAGUUUCAGGGAUGAUUCGGAAGAUGCGAGAGGUGAUCUGCGGAAACCGUUUCUACACACAGGGAGCUGGUAUCGGAUGGGUUCAAGGCAAUCUAGCAUGAUGGGGUCAUCACAGGUUAUACGUGAUAGUUCAAUUUCUGUUGUUGCCUGUGUUUUGAUCGUUGCUUUAGGUCCAAUCCAAUUCGGUUUCACCUGUGGCUAUUCCUCUCCAACGCAAACCGCAAUCACUGAUGAUCUUAAACUUAGUGUUUCAGAGUACUCUUUAUUUGGUUCACUGUCAAAUGUGGGUGCUAUGGUCGGUGCUAUAGCCAGUGGUCAGAUUGCUGAGUACAUUGGACGAAAAGGGUCUUUAAUGAUCGCAGCUAUUCCCAAUAUUCUUGGGUGGCUUGCUAUAUCAUUUGCCCAUGAUGCUUCUUUUCUCUACAUGGGAAGGUUGUUGGAAGGUUUUGGUGUAGGAAUUAUCUCAUACACGGUGCCUGUAUAUAUAGCAGAAAUAGCACCUCAAAACUUGAGAGGCGCAUUGGGUUCAGUGAAUCAGCUCUCUGUCACAAUUGGAAUCAUGCUGGCCUAUCUGCUUGGGCUUUUUGUUCAAUGGAGAAUACUUGCUGUCUUGGGAAUAUUACCUUGUACCCUUUUGAUACCUGGCCUGUUUUUCAUUCCCGAAUCUCCUCGGUGGCUGGCAAAAAUGGGUAUGACAGAAGAUUUUGAAGCUUCUUUGCAAGUUCUUCGGGGUUUUGAUACUGAUAUUUCGCUUGAAGUGAAUGAAAUUAAGAGGUCUGUAGCUUCAACGAGUAGAAGAAGUACAAUCCGAUUUGUAGAACUCAAAAGAAGAAGAUAUUGGCUCCCACUAAUGAUUGGCAUUGGGUUACUUGUCCUGCAACAACUUAGUGGCAUUAAUGGUGUUCUGUUCUAUUCCAGUACCAUUUUUGAAUCUGCAGGGGUUAAAAAUAGUAAUGUAGCUACUUGCGGGCUUGGUGCCAUCCAGGUUAUUGCUACUGGUGUAACAACAUCAAUAGUUGAUAAAGCAGGCCGUCGUCUUCUACUUAUUAUUUCCUCUUCUGCAAUGGCUAUCAGCCUCCUACUUGUUGCAGUAUCAUUCUUUGUGCAGGAUUUUGUAUCCGAUCAGUCUCAUUUAUAUAGCAUACUGGGGAUCUUAUCAAUAGUUGGAGUUUUGGGGAUGGUAGUUGGGUUCUCUUUGGGAAUGGGGCCUAUUCCAUGGAUUAUAAUGUCUGAGAUUCUUCCUGUCAAUAUUAAGGGCCUUGCUGGAAGUGUAGCAACACUUGCCAAUUGGUUAUUCUCCUUCGUAGUGACGAUGACUGCAAACUUGCUUUUGAGUUGGAGUAGUGGAGGAACAUUUACCAUUUACUUGAUCGUCUGUGCUCUCACUAUCGCAUUUGUGGCUAUUUGGGUUCCUGAGACAAAAGGGAGAACAUUGGAAGAAAUUCAAAGCUCCUUCAGAUGAGGUUUUGUUGUUCUUUCUUUUUUCUUCAUUUUUUCACUUGAUCAUAUGAAAUUCAUUUUUGAAACUGGUAGAAUCCAAUCUUGGUACUUCCCAUUUGUAAUGAUUGCUCUUUUUAUGCACAAGUAUGUAAGGUUUUCCCCAGCAUGAAAGAAGCAUCUUUUCUGCCAGCA